AUGGGUGAAUUGCUCGAAGAAGCUCUUCGUGUCAGCCCUCGACUUCUGAUCAAGGGAGAUAUUCCUUGCCAAAUGGAAAUCGACCUGAAAGUGAUGGUGAAGGCAAUCCAACAAAUUCUGAUGAAAGGAGAGAUGGACGAAAUACAGCUGAAAGUUUCUGUGUCUGCUCAACUCAAGCGAAUCGAGUUCGAGGAGAAAUCUUUUGAAGCGAAAUUGAACGAAACCGAAGCAGCCAUCAAAGAAAAUGAUAAAGAGCUAGAAUCUCUGAAACUCAAGCGGAGCAAAUUGAACGCCAGGAAGACUCAAUCUGAAAGGACAGCUAAAAGAGAGACAACAUCAGUCAUGUUACUCAAGAUCUACUUCUUGAUAUUCGCGAUAGAAGCUCAACGUGGGGACAUAAGAGAUGAUUGCCCUGAUGCUGAACUAGGGGAAGUUUGCUUUGAUUUUUGUGAGGAAAAAUACAUAAAAUGUUUGAGCGAUUGCACCAGCUCAUAUUGUGAGCUUGAGUGUGCUCCUGUCCUUACAGAUUGUUACACUGCAUGCCCUUGCUUUCGUGAUUGUCCUGAGGGCUGUGAAAACUGUCCGAAUAGCAUUUGCCUAUGCGUGGACCCCGAAAACAAUCCGUACACAAAGCAAUGUUCAAAAGCCGCUUUCACUAGGCUUGAUUUAUGUCUCGAAAGCUGUUACCUCGACAAAAACUGCAUGGACGACUGCCUCGACAACUACAAAGAGGAAAUAGAUUAUUGUCCUUGCAUGAAAAACUGCCCUAUGGGAUGCUCUUGCGAAGGGGGAUACACUUGCCCAGAGCAUGUGACUGUUCUUUGUCAGAGUCGAUCUGAAGACAUUGAGAUUUGGCGCUAUACAAAUAUCAAUUAUGUCAUUUCAACGGACGGAAAGUUCAAAGAAAACCGAUUUUAUGAGGUCCCACAAACGAGCACAUACCCUUAUCUUGAAUGGUCUGGUCAUGCGAUUCUUCGAGGAGAGGUUUACUUUUUUGGCUCGAGAUCUGAGCUCACAAAGAAGAUUGCAAAACUCUCUGGUUGCCGAAUAGAAACGACGAAAAAACAGCUAUUGAAUGCGUUCGACACAGCUUAUGGCUCUCUUGUUUCUUUGACCGGUGGUGAAAUGGUCAUUUUAUGCCAGGGAAGCACAAAAAACUGUGAAAGUUUUGAUGGUGAAAAGAGUCAAUCCAUUGUUUCAACAAAAGUUCAACAUGAAUCUGCUUGCAUGGCGCAGUAUAAAAACGCUCCGAUUAUAGUCGGCUCACACUCUCCUCGUUCAAAUCGCGUUGAAAUUUAUACUCCAAGCUCGCAAACAUUUGCCUGGGAAGACGCAACUGCUCAUCCGGAGAAUAUAUUUUCUCAAACAUGUCUCUCUGUAAUUAACGGAGUUCUUACUAUCGGUGGAUAUUUGAAUGAAAUCGAUGAUGGACCAACAAGAAAUAUUUACCUCUACCGGGAUGAUCAAUGGAGUCUUGUUGGAGAACUACAAUAUUUUAAUCGGUUUGGCUCUUCGAUUUACUUUGGAGAUUAUUUUCUUGUAUUUGGUGGGAAUUAUGGAACAAACUACGUCGAAAAAGUCAUCUGGGAUGGUCAAAAUGUUACUUCUUCGACAGUCAUCAACAUUCAUGAAGGCGAUUGCCGCCGUCCGAUCAUUUUCGAAUCUGAUCCUGAUGUUUGUUCAGAGAACUGUCAAGAUUUCUGCUAUUACCAAUAUGAAGGUUGA
Oikopleura dioica is the source of this 1725-nucleotide messenger RNA. Lineage: Eukaryota; Metazoa; Chordata; Appendicularia; Copelata; Oikopleuridae. The record is from the annotation of a GenBank genome assembly.